AUGCAGCGCCUGCUGGCCAGUGCUCUACUUACCCUCUUCGCCCUGGGAACAUCCGCUUAUCCCACCGACCCCCUCACCGGUGAUCUAGCCAAAUGGGAAGUCUCCCCCUCCCCCGGCGCACCCACGGUAAUCCUGAAUGGAACUGUUGAACAUGUCUACGCGAAACUCCUCGAGCUCAACCCCAACUACGACGAGGACUGGGCAGGCGUCGACGAGGACGACAACGUGGAUGGAUACCUUGGCUUUGAUCUCGACAAUGAUACUGACGAUACCGCCGAAGACACAAGUUCUGACGUCGAAGCUAAGACUCAAGGCCUUCACGCCCGCACAAUGCAGCCCCUUCACCCCCGAAAACAUCUCUCGUGUGAAGCAUCCUGGGACGCCGACCAGUGGCACAUCAAGCAAGGGAUCAAGUAUCUGCGGAAGGUAAAGGCGAACCCGACGCAUCUUCCGGGACAGUGUGGGCAGGUCAGCUGUUCAGGGGACUCGGGGAUUUAUUGGUGUAAUUUUGACCCGAAGCGCACAAAAGUCUUGCCCUCGUAUAAUAACAUCGCCGAUGGCGCGCAAGUUAUCCUCGAUAACUGUAAGCGCACACAGAAUGGGGUGCGGGGAAAACUGGGACAUGAUGAUCUCUGGACGGUUUUUGUGCAGAAGGCGAAGUGUUAG
Messenger RNA from Aspergillus calidoustus, 666 nucleotides. NCBI's taxonomy places the organism in Eukaryota, Fungi, Ascomycota, Eurotiomycetes, Eurotiales, Aspergillaceae. The record is from the annotation of a GenBank genome assembly.